GACUUCCGGAAUGCCGGCGGAUGUUGGGGUUUGAAUUGUCCGUCAGUUAGAGCGGGCGGUUUCAGCGCGGGGUCGCCGCUGGACCUCGUCGUUGGCCGCGCUGCCCUCGGGGUGAGUAACAUCUUCAGCAGGCGGAGGCUUUCGUCUCGCUGCCGCUGGCCUCUUGAUGCUGCCGGGAGUAGAGAGCUUGAAGAAUUCACUAGAAUGAGUGAGAAUAAUUUUGACAUUCAAAGCCCACGUGCGUUUUCUGUAAUCAAGUUGUGUUGGAACCACUUGCCUUGGAACGAAAAAGAAAGAACUUGUUAGCUUCCUUGGAUUUCUUUGCUGUAAUUGGAAUAUUUGAAAUCUUUUCUGCAGAUGUUUUGAGAAAGUAACCUUGAAUUCAGGUGUUCAGGGAAGAACUUUCUGGUUGUGAGCAAAAUCUUGAGUUUGCUUUGGUGGUAGCCUUCUCCCACAUCAGCAGGCAGGUGGAACCAGUGGAGUAUUUUCAUGCUAGGAACUUGUGUUCUCUGUGGAUGGACAGAUAACUGCCCUGAAAAGUAUGGAGAAAAAAGGACCUACGUAGAAUAUAAUCUCACUCUUCAUAAUUACUGUUUGUUGAUGUCAAGUGGCAUUUGGCAGAGGGGGGAAGAAAAUGAAGGUGUAGAUGGAUUUUUGAUCGAAGAUAUUAGGAAAGAAGUUAACAGAGCUGCAAGACUGAUGUGUAAUAUCUGUAGGAAAAAGGGCGCUUCAAUUGGAUGUGUGGCUCCCAAAUGUAAGCGAAGUUACCAUUUUCCUUGUGGGCUGCAAAAGGAAUGUGUUUUCCAGUUCAUGGAAGACUUCAGAUCUUACUGUUGGGAACAUAAGCCAGUUCAAAUCUUUUCGGAUAAAGAAUCUAGAGAACCUUCGCAGUGUACAAUAUGCCUGGAUUUGGUUGAACAUCUCCCACUGUACAGUGUGUUGAGAAGUCCUUGUUGUAAAAAUACUUGGUUUCAUCGAGAAUGCUUGCAGUAUCAAGCUUUGAGCGCUGGGAUAUUUUUCUUUAGGUGCGCAGUAUGUAAUAACAAGGACAAAUUUCAGAAAGAAAUGUUGAGAAUGGGCAUACACAUUCCAGAGAAGGAUGCAUCUUGGGAACUUGAAGACAAUGCUUAUCAAGACCUACUGCAGUGUUAUCAACACUGUGACAUUAGAAGAUGUCUCUGCAAGAAUGGAAGAGACUAUAACAAACCUGAUAGUAAGUGGGAAAUAAAGCGUUGUCAGUCUUGUGGUUCCCGUGGAACUCACUUGGCCUGUUCAUCCAUUAAAUCAUGGGAGCAAAACUGGGAGUGUGUGGAAUGCAGAAGCAUCUUUGCAAAAGGGAAAUACAGCAAACGGAAAAAGCAUUCUUUGGCUCCCUCAGAAAAGAUGGAUGGGACAACUUGUUUGCUGGAAGAACCAUCUCCAAAGCUUCCUCGGCAGUCACCUGGAUCUCAACGCAACUGUCUUCUCCAAUCACCAAAGAUAAUAUGCCAGAACAACUUGUCACCCUGCUCACUCCUAGAACUUCCAACAUCCAAUAGAGUGGCAAUGUCUUUAUCUCCACUGAUGUCAAACAGGAACUGCUCCCUAAGGAAAAAGCAUUUAAGAAUGCAAAGAAAGGAAGCUUCUAAUAUACUGAAGGAGUUAAAGCAACAAAUUAAUACAAAAACUACAAGACUUAACAUCAAUACAGAAAAUAUCUGGAAGAGUGCUUUAAAAGGAUUUAGACAGCGUAACUUCAGACCUACAAACACCAUUGAAGUGAAGUUCACAAACUGCAAAAACAGAGUAAAAACAGAUUCUUUUACGGGGUCAAAACACCUUUUCUUCCAUUUACUAAUGCUUCAUAUUCAGAAUUCAUCAUUGUUUGAGGGCUCUUCUGCGAAGAACUUGUCUGUUGACCCUCAAGCUCUAAAAGAGAACCUGUAUUUUGAAGCUGGCAAAAUGAUUGCAGUUUCUCUAGUGCAUGGUGGUCCAUCGCCUGGUUUCUUUUCCAAAAUAUUGUUUGAUUGUCUUGUCUAUGGUCCAGAGAAUGUGAAGCCAAAUUUGGAUGAUGUUGCUGAUGCUGGUGUAGCACAGACAAUAAAAAAGAUAAAAUAUUCAGAGAGUCUGUCCAGCCUGCAGUCAACUGUGCAUGACUGUUAUGACUUCCUUGCUGCUGCUGGAUGUUUAAGACCUAUAACAUCUUUGCGUGAUAAGGAUAUGCUGGUGAAUGACUUACUGAUCCAUCACGUAAUCAAAAGAAUUAUUUCACCUUUAGAAAGUUUUAGGCAAGGUUUGAAAACUCUUGGUCUGCUAGAGAAAAUGGAAAUGCAUCCGGAUGCUUUUUCUAGCUUAUUUUGCCACAAGCCUGAAAACCUUUCAGCAGAAGCUCUCUGUGAUCUCUUUACAAUCCAUUCCUCAACAGAUGUAAACAAAGUUGGAGCUGCUGAUUUUUGGAUGGGUUAUUUGCAAGAUGUAGAAAGUGGUGAGUCUGUAGUGACAUUACAGGAUAUUCUAUUCUUCGUAACUGGUUGUUCUUCUAUACCGCCUAUUGGUUUUGAUCCUGAGCCUACUAUUAAAUUUCUGCCUGUACAUUAUCCCAUUGGAAACAGACUCCUUAAUUGCUUAGAACUCCCAAUAACAAGGACAUAUGAGAAUUUUAAAAAUAAAAUGGAAUUCACUAUCAGAAACACAUUAAGAGGCGAGAAAGAAUAAAUAUUUUUUUCUACUAAACCAAUCAUUGGAAACUUCAGUUUUCUGUGGGAGUGUCUGCUGGCAAGGUGCCUUUUUGCCAUGUUUUGAUGGUAUGCUCUGUGUCUUUUACCAUUUGUCCUCCAAAGAUAUGGUGAAAGAAGUACUAAUCUUGUAAAAAUGGAAAACUGUUUUCAGAUGAAAGUCAGUUGAUUUGAGUGGUGGUGGUGGAGGCAUUUUUUCAAUCAUCUCUUUGGUUAGAAAUUGGCUUUUGAAGCCAACAGUCUCUUGCAGUCUUAUUUAAAAUGGGUGUUUUUGUUCUAGACAUACGUGGGAUGUUACCAAACUGUGGAGCAUUUUAGCAGUUUCCUAAAAGUAAGUGGGUUGUAUACACACAAUUUUCAGUCAAAGCAGUUGUUUUGUUUUAAGGUACCUGUUGUAGAGCUUUGUCUCAAGUAAAACUGAUAGAGUGCUUCAGUUCUGUGUUACUAUUGUCAGUUAACUGCUUUCACGUUGAUUCAUUUAUGCUUUGAUUCUUAUAAACCUAUGAAAGUUAAGGUUUAGGCUGUUGUGUUCAAUGCAUUAAAAUGUGAUCAUAAUUUAGAGAAGAUCAAGGCAAAAUAAUAAGGAGCAAGAAGAAAAUCUGGUUGAACUUGAGUUUCUGCUGUUGAACAAAAUCUUUGGCAUUUGCACCGUUAUUGAUUCUGCUGCUAUAUGGUAGCUAUUGUGAUUAUACAUAUAAUUAGGAGCUUGAAGUAGAUCUUUAACAUGCAACUAUAAGUGAUCCUUCAAAAUUUAAUAGAAAAAAUUUGCUUAUUAGAAGAAGAUACUGAAUUUUCUUCCAUGGAAGUCAGUGUUUUCAAAAGAAUAUGCAAAUGAAAGCUACUUGAAUUGCAGGCAGUCUACCAUCAGGCCUGUUAUUAGUGCCUGAUGCUUCUCUAGCUUUUAUUCUAAAUGCUUCCUUUUCAAUUUUAGAUGCGUUUUAAGCAACUGUGUAAAGUGUUCUAAUUCUGCAGUAUUUGUAUAAAUAACAUUAAGCCAUAAACGAUCAGUAGUGAAAUCUCUACGUAGUAACACAACGAUACUAGAUCUGUGAAACUGAAAAAAAGUACAGAUUUAUUUCUAACAUAUGCAGGUCUCUUUUCAGAGUUACAUUUUUUUCUUUACUGUCAGUUUGGUCAUUUAAACUGUAUCCCUAGCAAAGGUCAUUCUGUACAUAUAUACAGAUAGAUAUGUCUGUAUUGCAGCAUUGCUUUCUUUUUCAAUGUUUUGGCCAGAAAGUGCACUUAUAGAUGAUUAUAAAUGGAUAGGUAGUGUAAAAAAAAAAAAAAAGAAAGAAAAAAGAAAAAGAAAGAAAUCUGAAUUAAUCCAGUUUCAAGUUCUUGUUCAUCAAUGAAGUGUAUUAGUGAAUGCCAAAUACGUGGCAGUGUACUGCAACUGAAGACCUGUGUAAGUAGCAGUUGCUUUCACUAAAUAUGGUGGGGCUGUACUGUAAGGUUGAAGACUGGGUGUUGAUAUUAUGCAGUCCAUUUAACAUCAUGUGGGUAUUUUUAAACCCUUCUUAAAUUGCUACAGCAUCUCUUCCUUUUUUUUUAUACAGGCCUAUUUAUCUCACUAGAUAACGAAAGUGUAUGCCACUUACUUUUGCAUUUCACGGUCUAUUAUAAAGUAUUCCAAAACUUAGGCAUUUUUACAUUUCUCAUUUGUUUCAGCAUUCUAAAAGUAAUCUCAUAAAAAGGCUUUCACUUGAAUUUAAGGAAUAUUAUAAAUCAGGGCAGGACUAUUGAUGCUUUCCUGGUUCUGAAGCAUAAGCGUUAUAAAGUCAAACAGAACCUGAAGGUGCUAUAAUAACCUCUUGGAGAAUAUCACUUGGUUCACUUACAUUCCAGGUUUUUUUAUCAUUCUUUUAUGAUUUUUUUUUCUCCAAUAUUAUGCCACAUUUGUCACUUUUUCUGGAUUUCUGAAAGCUAAAUUGCCACUAAAUUCUUAAUUAGCUUCAGAAUAAUCUGUUACCAGCACACAUAAAACAAUCUGUUGCCAAUAGAUUUGCUUAAGGAGGGCCUGUGUUGGGUUCGUUCUUCUUUUUGUUUUUUAACACAAUGAAUCCCCUACAGAUAGGGUAUUUUACUUUAAAAAUGAGUGUACUCAGUGCAGUAUUCUUUUUCCUUGACUAAUUGAGAAAUUAACAUUCUGUAAUAUUAUGGCAUUUUUCUGGACUGGAAGUACUGAACAUGUUGCAAGCAGCAUGUGGAUAAUUUUGAAAGUCAGUUGCUGAAUUUUUGGUACCUGCAGUAGGAAGGGAAACAGUACAGAAAGUGGAACUAAACAAACUGUGUUUUAAAACCUUCAGUAGAUGAAGAAGUAGUAAUGUCAUGUGAACACCAGGCUUCAAAAAGUAUUCAAGAUUAAAAAUAGGGUUCCUUUUAUAGCUUAUCAGUUUUGAGUUCAUCAGUUCAUUUGGUUUUUUUUAUAUAAAGAACUAACCUAUUAGUCAGCUGUGAGAAAAAUCCUGAGUUACAGUAUACAAUAUUAAAGAAGCAUACAAUGCCAUAUCAAAACAUAGAAUUCACAAAGUACUCUAGUCUUUAAUAGUGCAUGUAAACUGAUGGGGAACUUGUUCUCAUUCUCAUUUUCUAAUACUGGAGUGUGUAUCUAAGGUUGUCUUCCCUUCCUUGUCGGUGUGAUUUGCUCUCUCUAGACACUAAUAAAAUUUCUUCUCUGCUUUUCUUUUUCAGCAUGCAUUUAUAGAUGCCAAUCUUAAAUUUACUUCAAAGUUUCUAUUAAAAUUCUGCUAUUGAACAAGCUGACUUCUAAUCCAUAAAAACACAGAAAAGUAUCUUAUUUGAAAACUUCUGGAGCAAUUUCUUUAGCUAUAAUGACCAUCAGAAUUUAAUUGGUAGAAUAGGUCACUGAAGUGCAAUACUAUUGAAUUAUUUCCUUAUUUUACAAAAAUGUUAAUCUGAGGCACAUUGGAAAUCAGGGAAUUUGUUUGAGUAUUUCUGUAACAGAAGAAGAACGAACAUGUAUGCAUUAGUGGUUGCAUGUUCUUCUGUUUCAGUAGAAGUUUCAUCUUCUGUAGCAUUUGUCAGGGCCGUAAGAGAACUACUACAGACCUCUGUCUUGUGUUUGAUUGGCCAAAGAACUUCUCUGUUGCUGCAUCAAAUGUCCUCCCUUCCCCCCCAAGAUUCCUUCUGGAAUCUGUGCAUCAAAUAAGCUAUUUUCUAGGGUGAUCAUUUUUUCUAGUACUCAAUACUAGGCUAGUACUUGUGUUUUUUUAGUACGGUCUCUUAAGGAAGCAUAUAUAACUUCAAAGCCACACAAAUAUUUUAGGUAUAUGAAGACCAAGGGGUAGAAACUUAGUGACUUGCCUUCACUCAUGCAAAGGAUGCUUAAUUGGAACAAGCUGUUAGCAUUUUAAAUGUUUUGCAAAAUGAGAAGGAAUUGAUAUCAGUUUCUACUUGAAGUCUAAAGCUCUGUUUUUUUCACUAAUGUGUUCAGUUCUCAGCUGGAAAAUUUCAAAAUUUCGGGAGGUAAAAUUAAAAUGUUGAGCAGAGUGUUAGAGUCAUUAAUUUUAGGAGGAAAUUUUUUCCUUGGAUAGUGGUGAGUCACUGGAACAGGUUGCACAGUGUGUGGAUGCUCCAUCCCUGUAGGCAUUCAAGGCCAGGUUGGGUGGUUCCCUGGGCAGCUUGUUCUGAAGGGUGGCAGCUCUGCCUGUGGCAGGGGAGUUGAAACUGGAUGGUAUUUAGAGUCCCUUCCAACCCAAGCAAGCCAUUAUAUGAUUCUAUUCCAUGAUUCUAUGAUAAUUCAGUCAUAUUCUGCAUGUGUGUUUUAAAAAUAGCAUUGAAAAUUUUACAAAAAUCUCAUUCAGAUGAGACUGUAGGCUACAAAAUAUGCUUUUAAAGUUUAUAUUGAUUCUUAUUCUGUAGUAAAGCAUUUUACAACUCAGGUUUUUAUUUUUACCUAGAGUAAUUGUUUUAAAAAAAAAAGAAAAAAUUGAAGUAUCUUAGUGUGUAUAGAAAACUAAUCAUCAUAAUAAUAUUGUUUGUAAAAAAAAAAAGGCAACUAAAUUUUGUAUUGCAUAAACUGUUUGUUUAAAAGUUAUUGCUAUUACAAUGUUAUGUAAUUAAUUAGCUUUGUAAAUACUUAAAACUCCAACUCAGCCAACUGCAGUAUCAGUGCCUGAAGUGUUGCAACUUCAAGCGAUGUUAUAAGUGACAGAUGUAGCAUCAGUGUUGAAAUACUCAAUUGUGGGAGACAAAUGUCAUGUAUAUGUUUGAAAGCGCAAUAAAGGGUUAAUUUACCAUGUUGUAUUAAA
Messenger RNA from Gallus gallus (chicken), 6985 nucleotides. RefSeq names its product G2/M-phase specific E3 ubiquitin protein ligase (gene G2E3). Gene Ontology annotation, cellular component: nucleus. The transcript is spliced from 18 exons. Gene Ontology annotation, molecular function: ubiquitin-protein transferase activity. Lineage: Eukaryota; Metazoa; Chordata; Aves; Galliformes; Phasianidae. The coding region runs from base 490 to 2694 and encodes 734 amino acids. The record is from RefSeq and is a predicted model, not a curated record.